Drosophila rhopaloa is the source of this 4429-nucleotide messenger RNA. Its product is annotated as probable multidrug resistance-associated protein lethal(2)03659. Lineage: Eukaryota; Metazoa; Arthropoda; Insecta; Diptera; Drosophilidae. The record is from RefSeq and is a predicted model, not a curated record. The coding region runs from base 139 to 4056 and encodes 1305 amino acids. Gene Ontology annotation, cellular component: membrane. Gene Ontology annotation, molecular function: ATP binding; ATP hydrolysis activity; ABC-type transporter activity. The transcript is spliced from 7 exons. Gene Ontology annotation, biological process: transmembrane transport.
AUCUGUCGAGUUUAAUUGAAACACAUAGAUACAUUCGUUGUUUACUUUCAUAAAAACAUUAAGUUUGUUGAUAUGAUUGAAUACAAACAAAUCCCGUCUUAAUUAUUUAUACAAGCUUGUGAAAUUACUUACAUAAUCAUGCAGGCCAAUAAACUGCCCCCCAAUCCGCGCGAGUCGGCAGGUAUUCUAUCCUCGCUAAUGUUCUGCUAUGCCCUGCCCAUUCUGUUUAAGGGGCGCCGGCAGACGCUCCAACCCACGGAUCUGUACAAACCUCUAAACGAACAUGAAGCUGAGAGCCUGGGCAGUGAGUUCUUUCGAGGAUGGGAGGACGAGGUGGCCCGGUGCCGGCAGAAGGGCAAUUCCCGCCGGGAGCCAAGUGUACUCCGGGUCAUCGGACGCGUCUUUGGCUGGCAACUAAUCCUAUCCGGCAUUGCCAUUGCCAUCUUGGAACUCGGCACCAGGGCUACGGUGCCGCUUCUUUUGGCCGGGCUCAUAUCGGAGUUCAGUGCCAAUGGAAAUGGUAAUAGCUACUCUGCGCAGAUCUAUGCUGUACUCUUGAUAUCCUGCGUCUUGUCCAGCGUCCUGCUAACUCAUCCUUUCAUGAUGGGUAUGAUGCACAUAGCCAUGAAGAUGAGGGUCGCAGUGAGCAGUGCUAUCUAUCGAAAGGCCCUGCGCCUAAGCCGCACAUCGCUGGGUGAUACCACAAUCGGUCAGGUGGUGAACCUGCUCUCCAACGACCUCAACCGCUUCGAUCGAUGCCUUAUUCAUUUCCAUUUUCUAUGGCUGGGUCCGCUGGAGCUGCUAAUCUCCGCCUACUUCCUGUACCAGCAGAUCGGAGUGGCUUCCCUUUAUGGCAUCAGCAUCUUAAUACUCUACCUGCCACUGCAGACUUACUUAAGCCGAGUUACCUCCAAAUUACGCUUGCAGACUGCUCUCCGGACGGACGAGAGGGUGCGAAUGAUGAACGAGAUCAUCUCGGGCAUCCAGGUGAUCAAGAUGUAUACAUGGGAGCGUCCAUUCGGGAAAUUAAUUGAGCAGAUGCGUCGCAGCGAGAUGAGCGCCAUACGCAAGAUGAAUCUGUUGCGUGGCGUCUUGCUCUCCUUUGAGAUUACCCUUGGACGCAUAGCCAUCUUUGUAAGCCUAUUGGGAUUUGUCCUAAUGGGCGGUCAGUUGACGGCAGAACGGGCUUUCUGCGUCACUGCCUUCUACAACAUCCUUAGGCGCACUGUGAGCAAGUUCUUUCCCAGUGGAAUGUCACAGUUUGCCGAACUACUGGUCUCCAUGCGUCGUAUCAAGAAAUUUAUGAUGCGCGAGGAGGCAAAUAUAAUUGAUGUGUCAGAAGAAACGGAAGAAAAACCUGCUGAGGAGCAACAUUUACUGGCGAAGAAGCUGCAGAAUUCUUUAGGAAAUGGCAAGGUAUCGGAAGUCCAAAUAAACAUCAAAGGCUUAAGGGCACGCUGGAGCAUGGAACAUAAUGAACCCGUCCUGGACAACAUCAAUAUGUCGCUGCAAGGUGGCAAACUAGUAGCUGUAAUCGGACCUGUGGGAUCUGGAAAAUCAAGUCUCGUUCAGGCAAUCCUAGGCGAGUUGCCGCCUGAAUCAGGAUCUGUUGAAGUGCUGGGCAGGUACUCGUACGCCUCACAAGAACCAUGGCUUUUCAAUGCCUCUGUGCGCGACAACAUCCUGUUUGGUUUGCCCAUGGACAAGCAACGCUAUCGAACCGUUCUGAAAAGGUGUGCCCUGGAACGGGACUUAGAGUUGCUGCAAGGUGAUGGAACCAUCGUGGGCGAGCGCGGAGCUUCCCUGUCCGGCGGUCAGAGAGCUAGAAUCAGUUUGGCUCGAGCUGUGUACCGCAAGGCAGAUGUCUACCUCUUGGACGAUCCCCUCAGCGCAGUGGACACGCAUGUGGGUAGGCAUCUCUUCGACGAAUGCAUGCGGGGCUUCUUGGGUAAAAAGUUGGUGGUACUUGUCACCCACCAGCUGCAGUUUCUGGAGCACGCCGAUCUCAUUAUAAUCAUGGAUAAGGGAAAGGUAUCAGCCUGCGGCACAUACGAGGAGAUGCUAAAGAGCGGACAGGACUUCGCCCAACUUUUGGCUGAGAGCACUCAAAAUGGGGGAGGAGAUAAUGCGGAUGAGAAGUCUCCGACCUAUUCCCGCCAGAGCAGCUCUCAAAGCACGGGCAGUGCCGGAGGAAGCUCCUCCUCGCUGGAAUCCAUGGUGGAGAAGGAAAAACCAAAGCCAAGUGCAACUGCAGUGCAGGAAUCCCGUAGUGGUGGUAAAAUUGGCAUGGCCAUGUAUAAAAAGUAUUUCGGCGCAGGCUGUAGCCUUUUGGUUUUCGCAUUGCUGGUGUUCCUGUGCACUGGCACGCAACUUUUGGCGUCUGGCGGGGAUUACUUUCUAUCGUACUGGGUUAAGAACACAUCGACUUCGUCAACGCUGGACAUUUAUUAUUUCACUGCCAUCAAUGUGGGCCUGGUUAUUUGCGCGCUACUUAGGACCAUGCUUUUCUUCAACGUGACCAUGCAUUCUUCUACCGAGCUGCACAACACCAUGUUCCGCGGUGUGUCCCGCACGGCUUUGUACUUUUUCCACACUAAUCCCUCCGGCCGGAUCCUUAACCGUUUCGCCAUGGACCUUGGACAGGUGGAUGAGGUACUGCCCGCCGUAAUGUUGGAUUGCAUACAGAUCUUCCUUACCUUAACUGGCAUAAUCUGCGUGCUGUGCUUAACCAACCCGUUGUACCUGAUCAGCACAAUCGCCAUGGUAUUGGCAUUUUACUAUUGGCGUGAUUUUUAUCUAAGUACGUCGAGGGACGUGAAACGCCUGGAGGCAGUGGCUCGGUCGCCGAUGUACUCGCACUUUAGUGCCACUCUUAGUGGACUUCCAACCAUCCGGGCUAUGGGCGCUCAAAAGACAUUGAUUGGCCAGUACGAUAACUACCAGGAUCUGCACAGCUCCGGCUACUACACAUUUGUAUCCACGAGUCGGGCUUUUGGCUACUACUUGGAUCUUUUCUGUGUAGCGUACGUGAUAUCGGUGAUAUUGAACAGCUUCUUUAAUCCCCCAUUAGACAAUCCUGGCCAGAUUGGCCUGGCCAUCACCCAAGCACUGGGCAUGACAGGCAUGGUGCAAUGGGGAAUGCGCCAGUCCGCCGAACUGGAGAACUCCAUGACCUCAGUGGAGCGAGUGCUUGAGUACAAGGACCUGGAAAGUGAGGGAGAUUUCACUUCGCCGGCGGACAAGCAACCACCAAAGAAUUGGCCAGAAGGAGGUCAAUUGGUAACAAAGGAUCUAAGCUUGAGAUACGUGCCAGAUCCUAAAGGGGAUUACGUGCUCAAGGGGCUAAACAUUACGAUCAAGUCCGAGGAGAAAGUAGGCAUCGUGGGACGUACUGGUGCGGGCAAAUCCUCGCUGAUUAAUGCACUAUUCCGACUCUCCUACAACGAGGGAGCAAUAGUCAUCGACGGACGGGACACAAGUGAGAUGGGUCUGCACGAACUGCGCAGCAAGAUCUCGAUUAUUCCGCAAGAACCAGUGCUCUUCUCCGGUACCAUGCGGUACAACUUGGAUCCCUUCGAGCAGUAUCCCGAUGAAAAGCUUUGGAAGGCUUUGGAAGAGGUUCACCUCAAAGAGGAAAUCUCAGAGUUGCCCACGGGUCUGCAGAGCAGCAUUUCCGAGGGUGGAACCAACUUCAGCGUGGGUCAGCGCCAGUUGGUCUGCUUGGCAAGGGCCAUUUUGCGCGAGAAUAGAAUCCUUGUGAUGGACGAGGCCACGGCCAAUGUGGAUCCGCAGACGGACGCCCUUAUCCAGGCCACUAUUCGGAACAAGUUCAAGGACUGCACUGUCCUGACGAUUGCCCACCGUUUGAACACCAUCAUGGACUCGGACAAGGUGUUAGUUUUAGACGCAGGUGAAGUCGUCGAAUUUGGAUCGCCCUAUGAGCUCCUAACGGAGUCAGAGACCAAAGUGUUCCAUGGAAUGGUAAUGCAGACGGGAAAAGCCAGCUUCGACCAUCUCCUGAAAGUUGCCCAGAAUGCCAAUGAAAACCAUAUUUAAGCUAAAAGCUAACUUCUUAGAAUGUAAGUCUAUAUAUUCAAUAUCGGGCUCUCUUGUUUAUGGCUGUGGAUGAGUUCUUAGGUCAAUGUUCCCUGCCAAAAAAAAAACAAUUUGUACUUAAAAUAGUAAAAAAAUGACAAUAUAUACACAUAAAUAAAAUUUACAAAUAAAUAUGCAUUUAUGAAAAUUAAGAAUGGGCUAUUAAUAUAGUUGUUAUAAACAAUUUAUAUUUGAAAAUGGUUUUAAAGUAGCCCAAUUUUUCAUAUGGCGACUAAAUAAUGUAGUUCCCCAUUUGAUUAAUCCUAAAAGAGCAAAAUAAAGUUACUUGUAAAUGCCUAUAAGUUUCAUAACUGCUCCCAUUGAAAUAUUCUCC